Messenger RNA from Orussus abietinus, 1709 nucleotides. Its product is annotated as tetratricopeptide repeat protein 17-like. Gene Ontology annotation, molecular function: protein binding. Gene Ontology annotation, cellular component: actin cytoskeleton; cytoplasm. The record is from RefSeq and is a predicted model, not a curated record. Gene Ontology annotation, biological process: actin filament polymerization. Bases 277 to 1437 code for a protein of 386 amino acids. Lineage: Eukaryota; Metazoa; Arthropoda; Insecta; Hymenoptera; Orussidae. The transcript has 5 exons.
UGGCAACGCUGAUCCAAUAAGGUCCAAUAAGGUCUGAUAAGGUCCGACAGCAAGUGUCGGUACGAGCUGCUGCUUCGGGAGAGUCAGGGAGAGUUAGGGAGAGUCGCGAUGGAGCGUCGUUGUUGUCGUGCAAUUCCUGUCUCACGACAUUGGUGACUUGGGUCAAUUUUGCCCGGGCCCGUACCCAAAAUCGCGCAGCGACCUUGUCGAGAGUUCGGGACAGCACUGGGUCGAAAAAACGUUACGAACCAGCCGAACCAAUCACAGAAAAAGAAAAUGAGGCCGUAUACACGGAUCGCGAGCUACGCGCUUUGGUUCCUGGUGCUCCAGGUCGAGCUCACUAAUUCCGGGAGUUCUUGGAGGUUGAGUGCUGAUAAAGUGGUUAAGGCGACCGAGUUCGUUCCUUCGCUCGAGGAGGACCCUAUUUUCGACAUUCUGGCGAAUAGCGUCAACCUCGGCAACGGUCAAGGUUGGAGCAAAAGCGCUGUACCGAAUGAGAAUGGGAUGCUGCAGAUUUAUUGCAACGAAUGCAAUGGUUUUAUGCCUGGAAAUUUCGAUCGAAGACUCUCGUCUUACGCUUCAACCGAUACGACUAAUACAACCGAUGGCUUUCCGGUGCCCUCCAGGGGCUUGAGCGAACGGUUCGCCCAUGUCGCCAACCGAGAGUACGACGACGUUCUGGAUUGCGGCAAGCCGGUCAACUUUACGUACUACGACAACUUGAUCGGAGUUGCCAACAGGAAUAAACAUCCAUUAGUGCCAGAGCCUAACGUGGCCCUUAUCUUUAAAAAAAAAGGAGCCAAGGGUAUCGUAGACGUCGAUAUCAACUCUCUGGAGAAGCGAUUGAAGAAGGCCAAACGAGAGAAACCAAAGUCUGUCCAGUUGUACAACCAGAUCGGCAACUUUUGGCGUAUAAAGGGAAACGCACAGAGAUCGAUCGAGUGCUUCAGAAGAGCCCUGGCGGUCUCACCUCACAAUGCCGAAGUGCUCUUGAACUUGGCCAGGGUGCUGCUAAUCCUUCAAUACUUGGACGAUGCGACCUACCUGGCCAGACGAUCCUUGGAGCUGUUACCUCCCGAACGCGAUGCCUGGGAACAGUUCCUCACGUUGGGACAAAUAUUCAAGGCAUACGGUCACUUCCAAGAAGCAGCCAUUCACUUGAGGCAUGCCUUGGAACUGAAGCCAGAUUUGACGGAUGCCGCGGAGGCUUUAAAGGAGGUGGAAUCCUUACCGGUAGCCAGCAUUCACGUUUACACCUUGCUGAUCAUCGUGUGCCUGGUACUCGGAGUGCUGUUAGUGAUCUUGAGCAGCGGGGAAUGCGAAGAGGACUCGAAUCCGAACGGGGAUCAAAUGCAGCGACCGGUUCAGCGCCACUUUAACCGAGCCAUGGCGAUGCGUAGCCUGCGUCUCAACGUAUCGCGCAACAAACGCUGCUGAUGAUCCAUCCGCUCGUUCGAUCCCACGAGAUCCAUCUCACGCACCGUAAUUCAUUAUUAUUUAUAACAUGCAUGUAUCAUUUACGAAGGGUCGCGCGAACCUUUACGAUAAGCCAAGAAAUAAUACAAAGUUCAGUAGUGGUCGACGACUCGUUCCACCGGACGAGCGAACGAUACCCCUCCGGUGGAAGCCGAAUAUCUUCGUCCGGAACCGGUCCGAAGGAAACUGGCAGAAAUAAACCGUACCAAGGGAGCUUGGGUUAACGAGGUUUA